This is a messenger RNA of Rhincodon typus (whale shark), 4587 nucleotides long. RefSeq names its product integrator complex subunit 9 (gene ints9). Gene Ontology annotation, cellular component: integrator complex. NCBI's taxonomy places the organism in Eukaryota, Metazoa, Chordata, Chondrichthyes, Orectolobiformes, Rhincodontidae. Gene Ontology annotation, biological process: snRNA processing. The transcript is spliced from 16 exons. The record is from RefSeq and is a predicted model, not a curated record. Bases 67 to 1971 code for a protein of 634 amino acids.
CAGUACUGCUUGUCUGGUCAUCCGACAUUGCCAUGUAAUGUCUUGAAGUUCAAAUCAACCACCAUUAUGCUCGACUGUGGGUUAGACAUGACCUCAGCCCUUCAUUUCUUACCUUUGCCACUUGUCCACAGCCCAAGACUUUCCAAACUCCCAGGCUGGAUUUCGAAAGAUGGUAAUACCAUGCUAGAAAAGGAGCUGAAAGAUUGUGCUGGACGAGUAUUCGUUGACUCUGUGCCAGAGUUCUGCCUACCAGAGACAGAGUUGCUGGACCUCUCCACUGUAGAUGUGAUCCUGAUCUCAAAUUAUCACUGUAUGAUGGCAUUGCCAUAUAUUACAGAGCACACUGGCUUUACUGGCACGGUCUAUUCCACUGAACCCACGAUGCAGAUUGGAAGGCUUCUCAUGGAGGAGCUAGUCAACUUUAUGGAGCGUGUACCAAAGCCGCAGUCUGCCACCUACUGGAAAAACCGGGAAAUGCUCAGGCACUUACCUGUCCCUCUAAAGGAUGCUGUGGAGGUUUUGACAUGGAAGCGUUGUUACACAAUGCCAGAGGUUAACUUGGCUUUAAGCAAGGUUCAGCUUGUAGGGUACUCUCAGAAAAUAGAGCUGUUCGGUGCAGUACAGAUCACACCACUCAGCUCGGGCUACUGUUUGGGUAGCUCCAACUGGAUCAUCCAGUCGCACUACGAGAAAGUGGCCUAUGUGUCUGGAUCCUCAUUGCUCACCACACAUCCACAGCCCAUGGAGCAAACCUCUCUGAAAAAUAGUGACGUCCUCAUCCUGACUGGACUGACACAGAUUCCGACCGCUAAUCCUGAUGGCAUGUUGGGAGAAUUCUGCAGUAACCUAGCUGUGACUGUCCGAAGUGGUGGGAAUGUCCUGGUUCCGUGCUAUCCCUCGGGAGUAAUUUACGACCUUCUGGAAUGUCUGUAUCAAUACAUCGACUCGGCUGGACUCUCCACUAUCCCAUUUUAUUUCAUCUCUCCUGUGGCCAACAGCUCGCUGGAGUUUUCCCAGAUCUUUGCAGAGUGGCUUUGUCACAACAAACAGUCAAAAGUCUACCUGCCAGAGCCGCCAUUCCCACACGCAGAACUGAUUUUGACCAAUAAAUUGAAGCACUAUCCCAGUAUACAUGGGGAAUUCAGCAAUGACUUCAAGCAGCCCUGCGUGGUAUUUACAGGCCACCCCUCCCUACGUUAUGGGGACGUUGUACACUUCCUGGAGCUGUGGGGAAAAUCCAGCCUCAACACCAUCAUUUUCACAGAACCGGAUUUCUCCUACCUAGACGCUUUGGCACCAUACCAGCCGCUGGCUAUGAAAUGUGUUUACUGUCCAAUUGAUACUCGAUUAAACUUCAUUCAAGUUUCAAAAUUAUUGAAGGAGGUUCAGCCAUUGCAUGUUGUGUGUCCGGAACAAUAUACUCAACCUCCACCUGCCCAAUCGCACCGCACUGAUCUGAUGAUUGACUGCCAGCCCCCACCAAUGGCCUACCGGAGGGCUGAAGUGCUGACCCUCCCCUUCAAACGACGCUAUGAGAAGAUUGAGCUCAUGCCUGAUCUCGCUGAGUCCCUGGUGCCUUCUGAGAUAAAACCUGGCAUUUCCAUGGUAACCGUGUCUGCAGUACUACAGACCAAAGACAAUAAGCACAUUCUGCAGUCACUCCCAAAGUCAAUGCAGCCUCAAACUGGCAAGAAGAGGAAGCGGGCAAAUGAUGAUACUCCUGAAUUCAAACCUCCCAAACCGCUACUGUGUGGUUCGAUCACCAUUGAACAAUUUGUACAGAGCCUAGAGAAGCAUGGCAUCACAGAUGUCAAAGUUGAAGACACGCCAGAGGGACAUAUUGUCCACCUUCAGUCUGAAGAUACACUAGUCCAAAUUGAAGAAGAUUCCACUCAUAUUAUUUGCGACAACAAUGAGCCACUUCGCACCAAGCUCCGCGACUUAGUCCUCAAAUUUCUACAAAAGCUAUGAGCGAGGUUUUGACCUUUUGUGACUAAUUUUUAGUAGCUUGUGCAUUUCAGACUCGCUGACCAGAGCAUGAUAUAAAUGGUUGUCAGAGGAUACUAUGCACUGUCAUAGGAGUGGGCCGUUUAGCCCCUGAAGCCAGUUGUACCAUUUGUUUAGAUCAUGGGUGUUCUAUAGCUUCAUCUUGCUUAUGUAACGCUUAAUAAUCUCACCUAUCAAAAAUCUAUCCAACUUAGGUUUUGCAAUUUUCAAUUGACUACCCAGUCUUAAUAGUUUUUGGAGAGUUCUGGAUUUUAACCUCCCAUGGACAGUUUUCUAACAUUACUCUGAACAGCCAAGUUCGAGUUUUAAGGCUGUGCUAACCUUGUUUUAGAAAUGUGCAUUAGAGGAAAGGUUUCCUUUUUCUUUUUUUCUCUCUCUGUCUCUCUGUCUCAUUGACUCUGCAACCCAAAACCAUUAAUCAUUGUAAGUAUUGUGCUAGGUAAUCUCCAUUAGAUCAACCCUUAAUCCUCUAUUCAUAUUGACACAUAAGCAGAUGCUGACAAAAUGGCAAGUGUGAGGCUUGAGGGGUUUAAAACCUUCACCUUGACCUUAAGGCUAGAUAAAGGCUUUGAUCUCAUUCCCUGACCACGCAUGUACAGUUUGAAAUUUUACGAGUGAAAGGGGGGAGUUAAUCAAUUGAUAGCAUAAUGCUGAUGUUGGCUGUGACUCAGCUGAUAGUGCUUUUGAUUCAUAAAGUUGUGGGGUAGAAUUCCCACUGCAGAGACUUCAGAAAAAUGUAGACUGAUGCUCCAGUGCUGUACUGAGAGAGUGUGGCACUAUCAGAAGGUCUGACCUUUUGAUUAAACAUUAAACCAGAUUCAUCAGCCUUUUCAGGUGCACAUAAAAGAUACAAGGACAGAAAAAGAACAGUGGAGUUCUCCCUGGUGACAUAAGCAAAACUUAAUCAUCAAUCAAUACAGCAUUUGGACAGUUUCCAUUUAUUCUUUGUAGGAGCUUUCUCUGUGCAAAUUAGCUGGUGAUCAUACUUCAAAACUAUUUGAUUGGCCAUAAACUUCUUCAAGCCAUCCUGUGGUGGUGAAAAGGUCUAUAUAAAUGGAAGUUCAGUGACAUGAAAAAAAAACUUGCAAGUCCUUGAUGUGUGAUAAAUUCCAUAAAGGAGACUUGUCAAUGACGACACUUCCACUACAAAUGAAAAUGGUUUCCAGUUGAUUUUUGAGGCCACCCUAUUUGUGAUAUAUGUUUUAUAAAACCUUAACUGGAAAGCAUUUGGUUGGGGACUGGUUCUCUGCUCCUCACUGGUGUCCACAUAGCUUCCAAUAGAAAACAUCAAUAAUCUAGUAGAAUCCAAAGUGUAAAAUCUGGCAUACCACUGGUGUUUUUCUCAUCCUGGCCUCAAAGUGCUUCACAUAUUGUAUUGAUCACCCACUAUUGGAGUGCAUUAUGUCCAUCAAUCUGAUAGGUGUCAACAAAAAUGUAAUUAACUGAUGUUCUUUUGAUGUUUCUACAUGUAUUAAUUGAUUAUUGUUUUAUAAGGAUUUUUAUAUUUUGUUUCAAGUGUAUGAACUUUUUUUAAUGAAAAUGUAUAUUUGUAACUCCACUAUCAGAAAACAAAGUAGGGAGGAAUUGCGAUAAUAAAAACUCAGUUUGAAAGGUACUGAAUGAGGAGGAACCUUUUAUAAUGGUCAUAACAAGUGAGAUACAAAAGGUGAAUCCAGAGCAUGGUUUUCAGUGAAACAACAAUAGCUAGACCAGCAGACGGGUAGAAACUAGUAAAGCCAGACCUGUUUUUUUUAAGCAAAGCUUAACUCAUGUUUUGAAUGGACAAUGAAGGUGAAAACUUUGGCAUAAUUCUUCACUCCAUGCUAAACCAUUACAGAUCACGAGUUAUGUGACCUUUGAAGUAGUGUUCAGUCUUGAGCACCAGACUUUGGAGUUAUCUCAAAGCCGUGGAGAGAGUGCAGUGGAGAUUUACUAGGAUGGUUUCGGGGAUGAAUGGAUUCCAAUUUUGACAAGGGGUUUGAGCAGCUGAGAUUACUGAAUAUUUUAUACAUGCACUUUUUAUUUAUAGUUCACAGCUGAAAAUUCAAAGGUCACUAAACUUACCCCCUUACUGACCCAUGUACACCGUAUAAAGACCCCAUAAUUGCUGCCUUUUUCCAGUACUAUUCAUGGUGUAGAAGAAAAACCUUUAUCUGAGACCUCUGUUCUAAAUCACCAACACAUGUGGCAUUCUUCCCAAUCAGUGUGAUCUUGGACCUUCAGUUAGUCAAAACACUUAUUGUUUAGUGACAUUUAUAGCAGUUCACUCCUCCUGUGUGGCUUUGCAAAUAAUUUGGAUUGGUUCACCCUUUCCAUGAUUGAAACAGAAAAACAUUGGAAAACAUUCAGGAGGUUAACCAGCACCAUGGAGAAGAGAAAGUUAACGUUUCAGGUUGACCCCUGUUAUCACUGAGCUUUGUUCAAAAGGGAACAAUUGUGUAUGCAAAGUAUGCCACAUUUUUGAACAAAAAUGAGCAACAUCAUGACUUUAGUAAUUAAAAAUCUGUGUGGUAGAUCCAGGACUAUUUUAACUUUUGGAAGAGGAAUUAUGAACUGCUUUCAUAAAUAAUUGUGAAAUAA